Molecule: messenger RNA, 1721 nt
Organism: Paramecium sonneborni
Lineage: Eukaryota; Ciliophora; Oligohymenophorea; Peniculida; Parameciidae
Source: the annotation of a GenBank genome assembly
UAAAUAUAUAAAUGCUUAAUUAGCAUUUUUGUGAGAUUGAUGAUGACAGUAAGUUGUUGUGAAUUAAUUGUUUAGUUUCUGAUGCUACUUCAUAUGAAGAAUCGAUAUAUAAGAGAUGUAUGACAGCUCCUCCAAGACCAUUAACUGAUUUAGAGGAAUUUAAGAGGUAAAUAAAUAAAAAUAUGGAAAGAUCAGAUGAAUAUGAGGCCCUUGAGAAGGCAUAUAGAAGCUAAAGUUAAUUAAUUUAGAGAGACUAUUAGAAAUAUGAUUUAGAUAAUCCAGAAGGAUAACAUAGUUGUAAAAAAUUUUUGUACCAUCUUGAAAAUAUGUGUAAAGUAUUUGAUAAAUAUAACUCACAGGUGUAUAAAGUGACAGCAGUUUCAAGGGAUUAUCGUGACACAUUUUCAAAAGCAUAUAAAAUACUAUAUACUGAAGGUGAGUUGUGUUAUUUGACAGAAAUUCUCGAUAGUGCUUAAGAAGGUAAAAAAAGAGAUUAAAGAUCUAGGUUUUCCUUAUUUAUGGGUUAAUUCUGAGAAAUAUGCAUUUUCAACAGAAGUUUUGGAAGCAGGAGUACGAUUAGUUGAAGCUUUUUAUAAAGUUCAACAUGUAAUUAGAUAUACAUAUUCUGGGACAGGAUAAGAGAGUCCUGAUUUCUCAUCUUCAAAAUUGAAAGCUGAAAUUCAAUUAUUAUUAGAGAAUUUCGAUAUAAUAUGGGUAAAUUUCGAAAAAGUAUUUUGAAUUUAUAAUAAAAGUAUUAUGUCAAGGAAUUAAUGUAGAUAGAGGCAGAGGCUAGACAAUUUAUACUAAAAGCAAUAGAAAUAGAUAAAGAUAUGAUUUCUAUAGAAGUGCGAGAGAAAUUGAAGGGAAGAAUCCUUGUGACUUCUGAUAGUUAUUUACAAUAAAAAGCUGAAGUAACUCACAUACUGAAGCUAGUUAUGCAAAGUGAUCGCAAAAAUUAAUUCGGUGGCUAAUGUUGAAGGUAAAGGAAGGGAUGACCUUGGUGUUAAUAUCUUACUUGAAGCAGAAGGUAUAACCAGAAGAGUUACUAGAGAGUAAUCUUAAGCAGUUAGAAAUCUUGCUGAUAGCAUCAAAAUCAAGUAGACUAAUUAUAAUAGUUAAGUUUUUAAAAGUUUAGAGAAUAAAUGAGAAGAUAUGAAGUUAAUAUCGAAAUGGUAGAUCCACAAUUAAAAAACAAUUAAGAAUUAGUCGAUUUAUUAGUUGAAUAUGAAACUUAAUGGGAAAAAGGCUUAAAUUAUUUAUUAGAUCCAAAAAGAUACGCAUAAUUAAUGUUAUUCUCUCAUAUUAUUGAAACAUCAGCAGAAAAAUAUUAACAAUUUAAAGAACAACUAGAAUGUAGAGAUAGUGAUAUUUUUGUGGCAAUACCAUGUUUAAUAAUUCUAAAACAUCUUGAAGAUGAAGACCGUAAUAUUUGUCUUUACUUUCUACCUAUGCUUAAUGAUACUACAUCUAAACUUCAUCAAUCGUUUCUUAUCUUAAAAUAGGAAUUCUAAAUUUGGAGAAGAAAACAUUCUAAAUCAUAUGAAUAUUAUAAUAUCAUAGAAAAACUACUCCUAGGGAUCCCAUAAUCAUAGUUCUCUGAAUAGGAAUCCAAUCAAAUCGAAAAGAUUAUGCAAAAAAUUAAAUUUCUUUCAAUCGAACUUUAAAGAUACAAUGCAAUCGAAUGGAAUUCUUUCAUUGAUGCUGCAAUAAACAAUAAUUGA